This is a messenger RNA of Hibiscus syriacus, 1280 nucleotides long. RefSeq lists its product as uncharacterized. The coding region runs from base 82 to 1110 and encodes 342 amino acids. The transcript has 10 exons. NCBI's taxonomy places the organism in Eukaryota, Viridiplantae, Streptophyta, Magnoliopsida, Malvales, Malvaceae. Gene Ontology annotation, molecular function: metalloendopeptidase activity; ATP-dependent peptidase activity; ATP binding. Gene Ontology annotation, biological process: proteolysis. The record is from RefSeq and is a predicted model, not a curated record.
CAGCAAUAUUUUUUCAUUUCCCAAUUCUCAAAAGAGAAACAUUAGAGAAAAAAGAAAUUGGAAAAGACGGCAACAAAGACAAUGUUGAAUGUGAAUACCAUGUCUUCUCUAUCAAACACAAAGCUUCCAUUUCAAUAUCUUCAUUGUUACAAUAAACAUUCCUGCAAGUGUUUUAAGGCGUUAACAAUAACACCCAGGAAAUCAGAGCUGCAACUGCAAAUAAGACCAUCAUCUUCUUCUUCAUCUGCGGCUGCUCCUGAUGUUAACCUCAACUCUCUUGAAUUCGCCAUUUCCAAGAAAGACAGUGAUGCCGUGAAAGAGGCACUUGAUCAGCUUACUGAAACUGGAUGGGCCAAGAAAUGGAGUUCGCAGCCGUAUGUCUCUCGUCGUACGACAUCUCUUCGGGAGUUGACCAGCCUCGGUAUUAAAAAUGCAGAAAAUCUUGCAAUUCCAAGUGUUCGAAAUGAUGCAGCAUUCCUUUUCACAGUAGUUGGGACAACAGGGUUUUUGGGAGUUCUUGCUGGCCAGCUUCCUGGGGAUUGGGGCUUCUUUGUACCAUAUUUAAUCGGGAGCAUUUCAUUGAUAGUGUUGGCAGUGGGGAGCAUUUCGCCUGGGCUUCUUCAAGCUGCCAUUGGAGGCUUUUCCACAUUCUUCCCUGAUUACCAAGAAAGGAUUGCUAGGCAUGAAGCUGCUCAUUUUUUAAUUGGCUAUUUGUUGGGUCUUCCUAUCCUGGGGUAUUCACUAGAUAUUGGUAAUGAACACGUCAAUCUCAUUGAUGAAAAGCUGGAAAAGCUUAUAUAUAGCGGACAGCUUGAUGCUAAGCAGCUCGACAGGUUGGCAGUGGUUGCAAUGGCUGGACUUGCAGCAGAGGGUUUGAAAUAUGACAAAGUGGUGGGUCAAUCAGCUGAUCUUUUCACUCUCCAGAGAUUCAUAAACAGGAGCCAACCAAAACUCAGCAAUGAUCAGCAGCAAAAUUUAACUAGAUGGGCAGUUCUGUUUGCUGGAUCCCUGUUGAAAAACAACAAGGAGAUCCAUGAAGCCUUGAUGUUGGCAAUGUCGAAGAAAUCCACUGUAUUGGAAUGCAUCCAAGCAAUUGAGAACGCUGCAUAGGUUUUACCUUGCAGUUCCCUAUAGUACUUUGCUUUCAAGUACCCAAAUUUGGGGAAGAUUGAAAUUUACAUCAGCACUUAAGCUGCUGCUGAAUUUUCUUCUGGUUUUCUUUCUUAUUAAUUUCAUUGUCAAUACCCAGAAUCUUGAUAAUCAAUUUAUAUGCCCCAAAA